GGCCUUUUCAACCAAAUUACUGUUAACAUUUGAUGGGGUUUUCGUUACUGAUGGACUAUGAGUUGCCAAGCCUUUUCAAAAAAUAUUGGUCCAGCUCUGAUUGCUUGGUUUCUCCUUAUAUUUCUUACUGUUUUGUAUUUAGUGUUUAUUUGUUGGGAUUUUAGCAAAGAAACUAGUUAUGCAUUUACUGUGUGUCAUUCUUUGCUGUUUUUCUUUGUGGUAUCUGCAUUUGGCAAGGCAACCUUCAUGGACCCUGGAUAUUAUGCUAUGGGUGUUCCCGGUGAAAAGAUGACUACUGUUGAGAAAGGUUCCCCUCGUACUGUAAUGUAUAAGUCUGUUGACAUAAAUGGAGUUUCCACCCGUUUGAAAUGGUGUGUCACAUGUGAAUUUUACAGACCUCCUCGCUGUUCUCAUUGCUCUAUUUGCAAACAUUGCAUUGAUACGUUUGAUCAUCAUUGUCCUUGGCUGAACAAUUGUAUUGGGAAACGAAACUAUCGGUAUUUUUUCUCGUUCCUACUCACAUUAACUCUUCAUAUGAUUAUUGUUUUUGGCGUGUCCAUGACGUAUGUUCUAAUGCGUACGAAUGAACUCUCUCACUACAAAGUCAUUAUUGCCAUUGGUGUGUUAAUUUUGGUAGGCUUAUUGCUGCUUCCUGUGCUAGGUCUGACGGGAUUUCACAUUUUUUUAGUCAGCAAAGGACGAACUACAAAUGAACAGGUCACUUCAAAAUAUGAUCUUGAUAUGAACCCUUAUGAUCGCGGCCUGUGCAAGAACUGGCUACACAUUUUUUGUACCUCUCAACCACCUAUAUUGAAUCGACCAAAUGUAGCAGAAGUUGAUAUGUGGGAAAUAUCCUAUAAUGGUAAACCUAUCAAACACCGCCAAACAUCAAAUUUGCGUUCUGGUUCUAAUAACUACAAGCUUUCUGAUGCUUUUAAAUCAUCUAAAAACCCGGUUGAUAUUGUUAAACAGGGAGAAGUUGUUUGUGAAAAGGUGGAUUUGGAAGAUAUAGUUAAUCAUUCUUCUGAUCAACGAAACACAUCCGAAGUAAUAUCAAGUGUUCAUCAUGAAUUAAACAAAUCUCUUUCACCCAACCCACAAUCAAAAGUUUUAUCCCUUAAAGAGUUUUCAAAUGCAACCCACACUAAUGAAAACCUUAUGUCUAGAUCGCAAUCUCCUGUUUGUGGAAGGACUGGCGAAUUAAAUAAAACAAAUCCAAAUCUUGCUUUAGUAGGAACAAAGUCAAAGUCUUUAGGUAACAAAGAUCAAGGUAAAAGUCUACUGAUUGGGACAAAUACACCAAAAUAUGUAUCAAAUGAAAAUAGUGCUAGCUUUAACUCUAAUAUCAAUUCUGUUGUAACAUCUACUAAUGUCCCCACGAAAAUCAUAUCCGAUAGAGAUCGUUUCGGCAUAAAAGGUGACCAUUUAACUCCACUUCUAGGAUCUCAAGCGAAUUCGGACGUUGACUUGAUUCGGGGACGUCAAUUGCAAAAACUUACCAUAGAAAACCAAAGUAAGUCGAGUAAUUCGCUUCAUCUCAGACAACAGGAUCAGAGUGCCGCUACCGAAAUUGGAAGAAGUUCUUCACGUGAUUUUUCUUCUCGUUCCAAUGAAAAUAUGUGUCCUUGUACAUCAUCUAAUUCGAUGAUGAAUAUCCGCGAUCGAGUCACCCUACCGAUAAGUUCACAUGGUGCGCCAUUUUCUCAACCGCGUGCUGCUACUGCCGAACAAUUCAGCACUCCUCAGGAUUUUAAUGGUACACAGUGUACAUCUAAAUCUUACUCUCCUUCAACAGGUCGUGGUAUACAUUAUGUCACGUCAGCUACACUUGAUUGUUACACCCCUGAAUCUGUAAAUCUACCAACUAGCAAUAUAUCGAGGGGUUUUGUGAAAUCAAUGAGAUCUGAACAACGCCGUCAUGAAUUUCCGCACCAGUUUUAUCCUCGGUCUCCUGGAAUGCAAGUAGAUCAAAGACACUUACUACCCCAUAAUGAAGUUGCCAAUCAUUUAUCUCCACGGUCACUUCACAGUCUUCCUCCACCUCUACCUCCUCAUGGCUCCCAGACAAAUAUUUCUCAUGCUCGUCCAUUUUGGCCUCCAGCUGUACCUCCUCACGGUAUUUCUAAAUCAGUACCAUAUUUCUUGCCGGUUGAUACAGCUAGUCAAUUUAGUAAUACCACAGCAUCCUCUAAUCUUCGUUUGGUCAAACCACCUUAUUUCAGUAAUCCUCAUGGGGUUCAAGUGGAUGGAUCUAGUUACUUCAUAGGUAGUCCACGUACAAAUGAGCAGUCAGCUUCAAAAUUUGUAUCUCAGUCAUUUGGUUCGACUCAUUGUCCUUCAAUUAUGACACAAGCUGGUUCACGUCCUACGCCACCAUUACCUCCGCAUAAUCGAAUUUCUAAACUGAAUGCACCAAACAAUCGAAUGCAAUCAACUGGACAUAGGAAUUCUAAUCAUUUAGUCACACGAUGGCAAAAGGAUGGUGAUUCUAAUUCUCCUGAUGGGACUUUUGAAAUUUCAGUUUAGAAAAUGUGUGUUGAUAAUUCCUUUAACCUAAAAGUGAUGCUAAAAUUUUUAACCAAGUUCUUUCAUUUUUUGUUCUCUUCGUUGUUUUUCGUUAGUCUUUCAAAAUAUCUUUGACCACUGUAAAAUUGCUUGUCACUCAACGAAAGAAUUUAUCUUGUUGCUUUUAUAAAUCUCUACAACUUGUUGUAUAAAUAACGUUUCUAGGCUAUAUUCUGUGACUACUAUGUACUCUACUUGUAACGAUAUGUUCAUAAAGUUUAAUAUUCAUGAAUUUGAAAAAGAAGGAUUCAUAGGCAAAUAAUGGAAUAUUCUAAACGUUAUUAUGAAAUGAACAACUAUACAUAUACUUAUGUGCAAUAAAAAACAACCACUCUUAAUUGUUAUCUAUUUCUUCUUCAGGAUUUUACGCAUAGUUUACGUUUUAUUCACUGUAUUCUUUCUUUUAGAAAAUGCAUUAUUAUAAACUAUACAACGAAUUCUUAUUAAUAUCUAGGCUCUCAAUCAAAUCAAAGAAAAAAUAUACAAAUUUCAUACCGUUUUAUAAAUUUGUUCAGUAUUCGACAAUGUAAACAAAAUAAUUAAAAAAACUCAUGCUUGUAUAUUACAUAAUUUUUACCGUUUUUUUUAAAAAUUGCAAUUAUAUAUGCAUCUAUUUGUUCAUAAAUAUGUGAAUCCAAUUUCACUGAAUAAUAGCGGUGCAUAAAAUUGUUGCUGCUAAUGUUGAUGGGUGACCUACAACUGCCUUUAAUAUCUACAUUUGUUUGAAAGAAAAUUCCCUCUAAAUUAAAUAUUAUCAACUGUGUUGUGUUUAUAUAUCUUGUGGCCUUUUUGUUCUUAAUCAUACAAUAAAAAUAUACGUUUAUACUAUGUUGGAUUGAUUAUGCCUAAUUAUUGAACAAGUGCUGUGUACACCUUCAUGUAGUACGUUGUUACGUCAAUUUUAUGUACAAUUUUCUGCUCUGUACAGAAAAUAAAAGUGAAUUAAUGCAGUGUGUACUCUUUUUGAUACGUCUGUUUGGCUCUGAAUAACGGUUGCUCUAAAAUAUUACUUUAAUGAUAUAUCGAUUGUGCUUUCUGCCAUCGACUUGUCCGUUAUAGUGUUAAGGCUUUUAUACAUUGAGAGUCGAGUUUUCUGUUCUUUUUAACCUCAUUAAUCAUGUAUUGUUUAUCCAUUUUAUAGAAAAUCGGAAUAUAAACGUGUGAUUAAAUUGGUAAUUGAGGUUUACAGAAAAAGCACAUCAUUUAGACAUUAAUUCAGAAUUAAAAGAUUCAGAUUUACUGACUUCAGUUGGACAAAACUAUUGAGUACUGUUCAGUUCUCCCUAAUUUACCCCUAACAGUAAAACUAUAUUAAAAGGGAUCUCAGCAAACUUUGAAAGUACUCUAAUCUCCCAUGCAGUGAGAUGAUGUUCAAAUCUGUAGCACCUGCUUAAUAGUUAAUGAUAAUAUCAGUCUAAUACAAUAGUGUACAGAUGUUUAUUAGUAUGCUCUUUGUAUAUCUUCGUAUUUGCACAAAAAUAUAUUCUGCAUGUAAUCAUUCAGUUUAUAGCAAUGGCUCCCUGGAGAGCAAACUUGAAUUUGGUUACAGUUAUAGCACUGAUUUAAGAGUUCUUAAUCGGUUAUCAUUUGCCCGAGUUGACAUUUCUGCAUACCUAUCUUUUUUUGUCUUAAAAGUCAGCUUCGUUCUAAAGUUGGAGUUGGAAAUAAUUUGUCAUUUUCACGUAUAUCACUAGAUAACUAUAUAAUCCCUAUAUUUCCUAACUAUGAAUUUUAUUCGAGAUUAUUACUACUCCCGUUCUUUUAUCUUUUUAAAAUUUAAUUCGAAUUCAAAUUUCAUUUUCUGAUUUGUUGCAAUAGCUGUGCUAGAAACAGGCUGAAUUUUUGUUGCUUCACUCUAGAAAGAAGUACCGUUUAAUGUCAUGCGUGUAUUUCUAAAUAAUUCAAACUUCGUAUCUAUACUCCACUUUUUAGUGUUCAUUACAUUUAAAUAUCAAGUUUCUUAAAAUUAUCUUCAGUUUUCACCUUAAAAAGGCUUUACAUUGACUCAAGCAUAGUUGUAUUUGUCCAUAUAUAUUACCAUUAUGUUCUUUUUCAGUGACAAAUAGCUAAUCAAAAAGAAUCUGGCUUAUAAAAUUAAUAAGCCAGAAAAUGUUUGCUUGAAGACUUCUAGUUUGCAUCUCACGUAUUAAAUAUGAAGAUCCUGUAUAACUAUAUUAACUUCUUUAAACACAUACAAUUGGUUACUGUUCUAUAUUUCUUGAGGGUCCUCCCAAGUUUAUAAAUUUGCGAAUUUUUUUCAGUGUAGAACAAAUUAAAUAAAUUUUAUUUAUUACAUUAUUUCGUGAAUUUCAGACAACAUGGAAAGUUGUUCAAGGAUAUUACAACCGUUAUUGUAAUCUACAUUAUAAGUUGUAGAAAUCCAAACUUAUAGACCGUACUCUGUCUGUAUAGAUCUCAAACAAUGAUCUCAAUAAGUUUAUUUUAUUAAAAUGUGGUUUUUAAAAUUCCUUUUUUUUUGUAUAAGUGAAUGCUUGUACAUUAUUACGCUUUGAUUCGUCGAACUUUGUUACUUAAUGAAUUAUUGUUCUUUUUCAGUUGUUUUGCUGAAUGCAUAGAAUCGAAGCUUCAGUUUAAAACAAUGACGUCAAGUUUAUAUGAUGACUUGGAUAUUUUAGACGGAACACCUCUCGAUAAUUUAACAUCAAGCGAGUCGUCUAACAAGUCAGGAAAUGCUCCAUUAGUUGGUUUGCGUGUCACUGCUAACUGGUCGGAAUCUGAUGUAACAUCAUCUAAUCAAUUCAAUGUGAAUGCUUCUUCAGUCAAUUCAAAUUCCAGUUUAAAAUUAAUGCAAUCCCACAUGGCUGUGAAACGUGCUCAGGGUCGACGCCCCGCCACAGAUUCUUCCAAUUCUCAGUGGAGUACUCGCACAACACUAGCCCCAGUGGUCGAUUUGAAACAGCGUGUACCACACGUAGAUGGCUCUUACAGAUUUAAUCAAUUGACUGGACGAUUAGAACGAUGUGUUUCGGGAAGCAGUGGAGGUAAAUCUAAACGUUCGUUGAAAUAUUCCAAUACAGCUAUGACGAAUGGUUUACUAUUUGGUGAACCAAAUCUACCUUUGGGUGUGAUGGAUGAAUAUAAUCCCAUGAUUCCUAAUGAAUAUGAAGAAUUAGCUCGAAUUAAACGUGAACGUAGACGUGCUGAGGAAUCAGCGCUUGCAGACAGACACCACCGACUGGAUCCAUUUGGUAUGAAUGAUCCUUCCGGAAUGUGUCGUCGUUAUGAGUAUUCAGAUGAAGAUGACGAAGAUACAGAAUAUACUGCAGCUUCCGGUAGGAGUUCUUCACAACCAACAAAGGGUGCUGCUAUUGCACCUCCAUCUGUUUUACUCGAAGAUGUAACUGUUACUCCUGGUUCAAAUGCAUCACAAAACUCUGAAUCGUCGGUUAAUGAUGAUGACCCUGGAGUUAGCACAGCUAGUAGUAAAUUUGGAAUUAAUGUUGUUGCAGCGAAAAUGAUGGCUCGAAUGGGAUAUCGAGAAGGACAAGGUCUAGGUAGAGAAAGUCAAGGAAUGUCCACUGCAUUAGUUGUUGAAAAAACUAGUCGACGUGGUGGCAAGAUAAUUCAUGAAAAAGAUCAACAACGUCAACAAAUCCAAGUCAAUGCUUCUGCUGUUAAUAAUAAUAAUCUACCUAGUUAUUUAAGUGCAAAUGUAGAAGAGACAUUCAAUAAUCUACCACUUCCAGAGAAUCGAAGCUGCGUUAUUCUUCUGCGUAAUAUGUGUGGACCAGGUGAAGUUGAUGAUGAUCUAGAACCCGAAACAGCUGAAGAAUGUGCUAAAUAUGGCAAAGUAGUAAUGUGUAUGAUUUAUGAGUUGCCUGAAGCUCCAGAUGAUGAAGUAGUUCGUAUUUUUGUGGAAUUCGAAUCUGAAGAAGCAGCAACGAAAGCGGUACUCGAUCUAAAUGGCCGAUUUUUCGCUGGACGUGUCGUGAAGGCUGGAUUUUACGAUGCAGAAAAAUUCAGGAAUUUGGAACUCGCCGAUGCGCCAUUGUCUACAUAACUUUCCGUUUCAUUAUGCACAGUAUAUAUAAUUAUUGUCUAGUUAUACAUGUACACGUGUUCUAAUCGACUUCACAAAACACAGUAUACAACUCCCGGAAUGGAGAACUGAUUAAAUGCGGGUUUCUUAAUACAGUACAUUGGGUAAUAACAUAUUCCUCCUAAUUCUAAGUAGAAAUAACAAGAGCACUUUCAUAUAGGGCUCAAAAGUCAGUCACAUACCUACCUUGAGCAAAACUCAAGAUCUUGACAAACUGUUGGUAAAAGUUAUGUUCAAAUUGUAAUAAACUACAUUCUGACAAAGCUUUUGGUCAUGAAAUUUAUUAUUUGCAUAUUGUUCUUGUUACCAGUCUAGGAAAGAUAAUUUGCUGAGGAUAUUAAUUGUAGCUGAGAAUUGAUUCAAAGUUUUUUAUUUAGUUCUGCAUAAUUUUCUCAUUAAUCUUAGUAUGUAUUCUUAUUCAAGCUGUUUAUGUAUUUAGGUGAUUUACUUUAAUAUCCUUAGUGCAUUCGAAAACUUAUUUACGAAAUAUUAUGCUCAACGGGAAUCGGUUUGUGAUAUUUUCUGACAGGCACUCAAGAUUUGGUCCGCGAAUUGCUAAAACUUACGUUAUUUAUUUAUUUGAACACAUAAAUAUUGGUACAAGAGGGCACCAAAUAUAUAUGCACCACUCAAAACAAUGAGAAUGGGAAGAGAAAAAAACAACAAUAACGACCAGAUUAGUGUAAGGUAGUGUAAUAAUAAUAAUAAUGAGCGAAACGGAAAGGUAUAACUAGAAGAAAUCUUUCAAUUAAGGAAGAUACAACCACUUUUUAUGAAGAAAGUAGAAAGGUUACAGCAGGGUCGCCACUGGCUUCUAUUCUGAGCCAUAUCUGAUAAAGUCUCUAGCCACUGUGUCGCACUAUCUCUCGGACCCCAGCCACUGAGUCAUGAAGGACCAACAGAAGUCAGCCCCUUGCAGCUUUCUUUCAUGCCACGACACUAUGUCAUACACUGACCACCUCUCCGCUUUUUGCAACAAGUCCCAGAGUCGGCAAAUAAUGCACGACGUGUAAUUCUGUGGGACGACAUUCGUAGAACAUGCCCAAGCCACCGAAGUCGGUGUUUCAAGAUGGUGACAUCGAUUGCAUUAUCGUCUCUGUGCCCGAACACACGGUACCGAACCUCUGCAUUAUUGACAUGGUGUCGCUAUAGUGAACAAAACACGGGUGGGUACAAUCGGAUGCAUUUAACACAAAAUUACAGGACCUGUUACUAAAAUCUAACAAUCAUAAAUCAAAUGCUUAAUUUGCAAAAUGCACACCAAUUGUCUCAAGAUGACUCAGACCACAUUGUCCUUGCAUUUUCAUACAAAUUGCAUCCUGUUUCCAUUCUUUACUGUUCAAUCCUCUUGUCUCUCUGCUGUCAGACCUUCUGUUCACGACUAACAUCAUAUACUACUUAUGUCUAUACAAGUAGCACACACCACAUUGGCACUUUAUGUCCGCAAUUCUUCGGAGACAACGAUGAUCAAACACAGAGAGUCGUCUGACAUCCUCAACUCGGAAGCCAGGUUUCACAAGCAUAGAACAAAACUGCUCUCAUCGACGCGCUGUAGAUCCGACGUUUUACAGCCAGACUGACAUCACGAAUGCGCCAAAGAUGGUCCAGAUUGGCAUGAGCCGCUCUGGCUUUCACUAUACCUGCAUCGACAUCAUCACUCACGCCACCACCAGCACUUAUGCAGCUACCUAGAUACACGAACUUCCCGACUACUUCUAUCUGCUCACCAUCCAGAGUGAGUACAGGAUUAGAAUCCUGCCAGUCUUGUAGAAGUACUUUGCACUUCGAAGGUGCAAAGCACAUACCGUACCUACGGACAUUGAUUGCCAACUGAUUAAGUGUGGAUUGCAUGACUUGGACAUUGUCGCACAGUAAGACAAUAUCAUCCGCAUACUCAAGGUCGAGAAGUCUUUCUCCAGGCAACAGAUCCACACCGCCAUUACUUACAUCCAUCAGAGCUGUUUCUAGAAUGUCAUCGAUGGCAAAGUUGAAGAGGAAUGGUGAGAUUGGACAAACCUGCCUAACCCCACUGCUCGAAUGGAAGAAUGGAGAGAGGUGGUUGUUGCCCUCGCUCUGCCUGAGGUGUUUGGAUAUAGGGCUUUUAGGAUGUUAAUAAACUUCUCAGGCACACCCUUCUUCAAUAGACAAUCCCAGAGGACAGUCCUGUUCAACGAAUCGAAGGCAGCCCCGAUGUCAAGAAACACUACGAUUGUUGGCCUUUGAAAAGUAUGACGGUGUCCUAACAUUUGGCGGAGAGUGAAGAUAUAAUCAAUACAUCCUCGAUCAGAAUGAAACCCAGCCUUCUCCUCGCGAAUCAAUCUUUCUCGGGUUUUGAACAACCUACGAAGUAUGACGGAAGCCAAUAGCUUGGACGCAAUCGGAAUUAGACUUAUCCCCCGAUAGUUGUUACAGGAACGACGUGGACCCUUUUUAAAGAUAGGGACAACUAUCGACUCAUUCCAUGACGUUGGUACACUCUCUAGUUCCCAGAUUUUGUAAACGACGCCGUCAGUUCCUUACGCAGAAAGCCACCGCCAUCUUUAAACAGGGCCGGAGGUAAGUCAUCUGGGCCAGGUGAUUUGUAGCGCUUCAAGAGUUGGAGUUCCUUGCGGACUUCCGCCUCAUUUGGUGGAUCAGUCGCCAUUUUCAUGGGGCCGUGCAGUUGCAACCAAUGCUCAUCUAUACUUUUCGGUGGAAUGGUAACUAGCCUAGAAACUAGCUCGGUUCGAUACUUACUUGCAACAGAAGUUGCAACCAACUUGCUGACAUCAAUCCUUUGGUGGCGGUCACUUCGUUGGCCACUGAAAAGUAAGGUAAGGUUGGCGCAGAUCAAGGCAUGAUCAGUGUCCACAUAGGUACUCCAAAAGGAGCGGUAGCUGAUCGCGAUGUGAUCAAUCUGAGUCCAGGCUUGAGAUGCAGAGGGAGGACGCCAGGUGGCACAUCGGCGAUGACUGUGCCGGAAGUUAGUGCUAGCCAGGAACAGGUUGUGGUCUGUGCAAAGUUGCAGUAGACGGUCCCCGUUAUCUAUCCUGCAACCAACAAG
Molecule: messenger RNA, 9668 nt
Organism: Schistosoma haematobium
Lineage: Eukaryota; Metazoa; Platyhelminthes; Trematoda; Strigeidida; Schistosomatidae
Product: Zinc finger, DHHC-type containing
Exons: 14
Coding region: 58-2526 (822 amino acids)
Biological process (GO): protein targeting to membrane; peptidyl-L-cysteine S-palmitoylation
Cellular component (GO): Golgi apparatus; endoplasmic reticulum
Molecular function (GO): protein-cysteine S-palmitoyltransferase activity
Source: RefSeq, a predicted model, not a curated record